GUCAAUGCAGCACAGACAACCCCAGGGAAGGCUCUUCUUGACUCUCAAGCUUAUUCAUUAGACAAGACUGGGGACAUAAUUUGCGGGGCCCACUGAGAAAUGAAAAUGCAGAGCCCCUUCUCCCAAAAUCACUAAGAAUUUCAAGAGAGGAACAUCAGUGCACUAAACCAAGCCCGAGACCCCUUUCAGGGCAGGGCCUCAGGUGACUGCACAGGUCACAAGCCCCUGCAGCCCGCCUGCCAAAGGAGCCCCCAAAUCAAGGCCUGAUUUGACUGCGUUAGAAGCUACGCCUGUUCUCAGCCCUCCCUAGUGAGGGCGUGGGACCUCUUCCAGCUCUUUUCAGGGCCCUUCCUUAGACCCCCGUCUCUAAGACCCUUCAUUUGGGAGCCUUGUGUAGCUUUACACCUAUUCUGUUACUUUCUGUUACUAUCGACAUUCUGCUCGUGAAAGGUGUGCUGUCUUCCCCUCUCUUCCCCACUCAUUCAGGACCCACACACAGAGGGGGCUGCAGAUCUAGCCCGGAGCUCAGCAGUAGGGAAAAUCGCCAUGGGUCUGAUUGGGGGCAGCUCCUAAUAGGUCAUGAGGUCCCGCCCACCAGGGUCCCUCCCCAUGUGCCGGCAAUCAGCACCCUGGGCAUGCUGGGAAUGCCUGCCAGCCAGGCCUUUGCCCUGGGUCCAGAGUCUGUGCCCUACCUAGGCAGUCUCUGAGGACAGGAGGCCACACGCACAGAAGUUCCUCGUUGUCCAGGGGCCUGUGACGGCCACCCCGCCUGACGCCAUGGCCAGUGAGGAAGACAAGCCGAGGAGCUGUGUGGUAUGCGGGGACCGAGCCACAGGCUACCACUUCCAUGCCCUGACUUGUGAGGGCUGCAAGGGUUUCUUCAGACGAACAGUUCACAAAAGCACUGGUCUCAGCUGCCCCUUUGCCGGAAGCUGUAAGGUCAACAAGGCCCAGAGGCGGCACUGCCCAGCCUGCAGGUUGCGGAAGUGCCUCGAUGUUGGCAUGAAGAAGGAAAUGAUCCUGUCUGCAGAAGCUCUGGCCCUACGACGGGCAAAGCAGGCCCAGCGGGGGGCACGUCAGGCAGCUGAGCAGCUGAGUCAGGAGCAGAGAGCACUGAUCCAGACACUGUUGGGGGCCCACAGCCGCCACAUGGGCUCCAUGUUCCACCAGUUUGUGCUGUUCAGGCCCCCAGAGCACCUGUUCACCCACCAGCUGCGCUCUCCCAGCCUGGUCCCCGUGCAGCCACUGCUCAGGCACUUUGCAGACAUCAACACGUUCAUGGUGCAGCAAGUGGUCAAGUUCACCAAGGACCUGCCCAUCUUCCGGUCCCUGCCCUUGGAGGACCAGAUCUCCCUCCUCAAGGGAGCCGCUAUAGAAAUCUGUCACAUUGCACUCAACACCACGUUCUGCAGGCAAACGCAGCACUUCCUCUGUGGGCCUCUUCGCUACACAAUAGAAGACGGAGCCCAUGUGGGGUUCCAGAAAGAGUUCUUAGAGCUGCUCUUUGGCUUCCACGCGGCCCUGAGGCGACUGCAGCUCCAGGAGCCCGAGUACGCACUCUUGGCCGCCAUGGCUCUCUUCUCGCCAGACCGGCCAGGGGUCACCCGGAGGGAGGAGAUUGAGCAGCUGCAAGAGGAGAUGGCACUGACUCUGCAGAGCUACAUCAAAGGCCAGCAGCCAAGGGAUCGGGAUCGGUAUGGGGACACUGGGGCCUUGGAGGAAGGGGCCUGGGAGCCACUGAGCGUUUCUGUAUGCGAAGCUGCUGGGCCUGUUGGCUGAGCUCCGAAGCAUUAACAGUGCGUAUGGACACCAGCUCCAGCACGUGCAGGGGCUGUCCGCCAUGAUGCCUCUGCUCAAGGAGGUCUGCAGCUGAGGC
Messenger RNA from Hipposideros armiger (great roundleaf bat), 1876 nucleotides. RefSeq names its product nuclear receptor subfamily 1 group I member 3 (gene NR1I3). Gene Ontology annotation, molecular function: zinc ion binding; RNA polymerase II cis-regulatory region sequence-specific DNA binding; nuclear receptor activity. The transcript is spliced from 9 exons. Lineage: Eukaryota; Metazoa; Chordata; Mammalia; Chiroptera; Hipposideridae. The record is from RefSeq and is a predicted model, not a curated record. Bases 778 to 1779 code for a protein of 333 amino acids. Gene Ontology annotation, biological process: negative regulation of transcription by RNA polymerase II; cell differentiation; positive regulation of transcription by RNA polymerase II.